This is a messenger RNA of Nematostella vectensis (starlet sea anemone), 2854 nucleotides long. RefSeq names its product lysM and putative peptidoglycan-binding domain-containing protein 3. The transcript has 2 exons. Lineage: Eukaryota; Metazoa; Cnidaria; Anthozoa; Actiniaria; Edwardsiidae. The coding region runs from base 1873 to 2685 and encodes 270 amino acids. The record is from RefSeq and is a predicted model, not a curated record.
GCAAGUACAUAUAAAAUAUGUAAGUCAUUUAUGGUUCAGAGAUAUAAGAUUAUUAUUGUGUAAGGUUAUAACAGUACUUAUAAGCUUAUAAAAACCUAGAAUUAAAGAACAUGUUAGCCUUUAGACCCCCGUUUAAUAAGAACUAGUUUAGUAUAAUAAUUAUAAUAAUUUAUUAAUUUAUAUUGCGCUUUUUUCAUAUAAUGAUCAAAAGCGCAUUACAAUAUAACUAAAUGUUGAACUAAUAUAUACAAUAAAAUUUACAAUUAUAAUCGAAAAUAAUAUGAAAUAAUAGAUUCAUAGGAAAAAUAUUGAAUAAAAAAUAAAAUAAUAAAAAUAAAAAUAUCUUUAUAUUGAUGAUUAUGUGAUAUCAAGUGUUAAAAGCUAAUUUAAAAAGAUGAGUCUUAAGUUGCGCUUUAAAAUUAAAGAUACUGCAAUUGAUGGUGCGAAGAUUUGCAGGGAGAGCGUUCCAUAAUGUAGGUGCAGCAACACUAAACGAUCUGUCACCGAAAGACUUCAUCAUUUUUCCUGGGGGAUGCAUUUAGCCUAAAAUUUGAAACAGGUUCUUGCUAGUAUUGACAUUUCAUCAAUCUAGAUACCCCACUUCUACCAGCCAUUACUAUAUAAACUUUUCUUUUAAAUUAAGAACCUAUUGAAGAACCUAAGAAGCCUUAAAUUUAAAAUAGUACCCGUUAAAUAAGAACCUGUUUAGACUAACCUGGAAAAACCUAGGUUCUUAUAAGUGGGUAAGUACUUUAUUAUUAUUGUAAUCUAAAAAAUGCUGUGAUGAUAUAAAGUAUACUGAGCCCGGUUUUUAAACCUUAGACAAAAACUUGUGUACUUCUUUCCAUUAGUAAUAAUGUCUCGGUUAUGAUAUUAGUCUAACUUGAUAAUUGGUUACAGUCCUGUUUGCUUUAUUUCUUUAACGCUGACAUAAAAUAUUUCUUAAAUACCUUUCUCUCCCUUUUUUUUUAGUUUUGCGAGACAAGUGGAUGAUUUUGUUGCUCAAUGUCCAGGCCAGUUAGGCUUUUCGUUACAAUAACCUUAUGGACGCAUGCCCCUAAAGCCCCAUCUACAAUAACAAUUUUUAGUUGACAACUAUGUUUGUCGGGAUCUACACUAGCAAUUUUUCAUGUGUGACAAUUUUGAAUUGCCGAGAAAAAGCAAACCUGCUAGCUUUUGAGCAACUAUAGUUGCCACAUAAGGUUGUCCAAUUUGCUCCAAAUAAAAAUUCUCACAUAAAAAUUGUCAACUAAAGCUUGUUAGUGUAGAUGGGGCCUAAAUAACUCCUAAGGUAUGCCUAUGGUGUUCACAUUCUUUGAGGAACCCUGUAUGGGACGAACCGGUAGAAAAGUUAGGGGGGGAGGGGAAAAACAAAAAAAGCGCAAGGAAAAAAUAUAGAAAAUAAAAGACCGAUCGAACAUCAGUUUUCUACUUCAAGUCAAAUUCUCAUAUCUGUUGAUUGCUUCAAAUUCCUGUCCCAUGUUCACAUUUUGGCAAUCAAGUUAUCAUCUCCGCAAAAACAGGGCAAAAUCUCAUUGUUAUGUGAUGGUUUAAAACUUCCUUCACGUGAUUUAAAGGAAGAACAUAUCGCACAUUAAACAGGUUGUUCCACUGCUUAUCGUUUUGCGUUAUUUCCGUAACGGAUUUGCGUAGCGUGACGCACAAUUCCAAAUAUGGGCAUUCACUUGGCCUGCGUACGCAACUAACCGCAAGAGUGACGUGUUACAAAAUGGCGGAACUACUGCUGUUGCCGCAUCGAAAACGAUAUCUUUAGAAAUUCGCAGACUCCAUCAAAAAAUAAAUCCGAGAGAUCGAUCUUGACAAGCGUACUGGUCGAGGAUGUGAACUGUGUAAAGUGUGAGCCGAAAUAGCAUGAAUAGACGUGGCAAUUAUACUAAGUAUUCGGCCUUAAAAUUUGAAAAUGAAUCAUUUGGAGAAGUUCAGAACAAAGCUGUUUCUAGAGUGUAUGUCUUUGGGAAUGAUUCCUCCGAAGAGUUAUCUUUGGAUGACCAAGCAGUUGAGAUGUCGGAGAUACGGACUAGAGGAGGCAAGAAGGAAUCAAAGCCUUACUCGGGGCAGGAUCUCAAGAAAAGCUUUUUACUCGAGAGAGAAAUACAUGAGAACGACACACUACAAUCUUUCGCGCUCAACUUUGGAUGUACGAUGGAAGAAAUCAAAAGAGCCAACAAUCUUUAUUCCGAGCAGGACUUCCACGCACUACAGAUGAUAAAAAUUCCUGUCCAACCCCAUGGGCUUCUUGCUGAACAGGAAAAAGAAAACAAAGAGAAGGGGAAAAAGACGAAGCAAAAACCACAACCCCUUGACCUAGAGGCAACAACAACUGCUAAUGAUAACAAUGCAGAGUUUGAUGAUAAUGAUAGCCUCGUGAGAACAGUCAGUAUUCGCUCUGCUCUGAACUCCCCAUAUAGUUUUCUUAAAAACAUGGACGAAGACUUAAAAAAUAUAUGCAAAGGGUCAUCACUACGCAAGGCAAAUCUUGAUCAAGUGGCACGGACAUUAACAGUGAAUUGUAUACACCCCAUACGAUUGCAGACAGAAAAAAGGGACCUUGGGAAUGUUUGGGGAAUCGGAUGGAAGUGGUUUGUGGUGCUCCUUGUUCUUGUUUGUAUUGUCAUUCCUGCGUUUAUCGCUGCUUACUGGCUUUGGCCACAUAAAAAGAGAUAACAAAUACAAAGACACAGAUUUUUAAAAUUUAUUAUUUCAAUUUCAUUAGGUUGUCUAAAAUGUAAAAAAGCAGAAACAAUUCGCAGGGGGGGGGUAGUUGCAUAAAUAAGGGCAUCGAGUUGAGAUAUCUUGUACAGUAUCUUUUUAACAAUUAAAUUUUAGAAUACUA